This is a messenger RNA of Cryptococcus deneoformans JEC21, 1496 nucleotides long. Its product is annotated as pseudouridylate synthase 4, putative. Gene Ontology annotation, molecular function: RNA binding; pseudouridine synthase activity. The transcript has 5 exons. Gene Ontology annotation, biological process: mRNA pseudouridine synthesis; tRNA modification. Gene Ontology annotation, cellular component: mitochondrion. NCBI's taxonomy places the organism in Eukaryota, Fungi, Basidiomycota, Tremellomycetes, Tremellales, Cryptococcaceae. Bases 142 to 1473 code for a protein of 443 amino acids. The record is from RefSeq and is a predicted model, not a curated record.
CUCAGCUCUGUUCUGCGUACAAGUCUCGUUUCUUGGGAUUUUUCAUCCAUAAUCCCGCUCCCCAGAGCAGCAGAUAAAACGCCUUUAAAACUUCGUUCCCCUAAUCUCGCUCUGUUGCGAGCUACCGGCUUGUCGCCCAUCAUGCCCAAGGCUCUUCCUACCCCCACUUUGCCUCUCAAUGGCCUUUUCCCUAUCGCCAAACCUUCAGGCAAAAGCUCUAUGAGAGUAAUUGACAGAAUAACGCCACUUCUGCUCGACUCUAAACUGUUUGACGAUCCCGUGAAGCGUGCGCAGCCGCAAAUGAAGGGAAAACGUAAGAAGAAUCUAACUCAGUUUGGUCUCAAAAUUGGUCAAGGUGGAACUCUUGAUCCUUUGGCCGAUGGUGUGUUAGUUUUGGGUGUUAACCGGGGCACAAAACAUUUGAAUCAGUUCCUUGAGUGUAGCAAGGAAUAUGAAAGCAUAGGUUUGAUUGGAGCAACGACCACAUCUAUGGACGCGGACGAUCCUGUCCUGUCUACUGCCCCUUGGGAGCACAUCACUCGAGAGGAUGUUGAAAAAGUUUUAGAUCGCUUUCGAGGCGAGAUCAUGCAGGUGCCUCCCAUCUUCUCUGCGUUGAAGAUGGACGGUAAGCCGCUCUACGAGUAUGCUCGAGAAUCAAAACCUCUUCCUCGACCCAUUCCUGCACGAAAGUGCCAGGUAUCUAUCGAACUGAUAGAUUUUACUCCUGCAUCUGUCACUCCUGGCGACGGUGGGCAUGAUUACCACUGGCCCGAGAAAAGGCUUACAUCUGAAGAGAAGGAAACCUUCAGGAGACUGACUGAGAUUGUGCACAAUGCACAAACAGGUCCUGUUGAAACUGCAAAAACUUCUGGAAAUAAGGAUCAAGUGGAAGAGGAAAAACUAAGGGUUGUAGAGCCUCUGGUGCCCGACCUUGACGCUCCCGAAUAUCCCGAAAUCUCGCCAAAUAACGGUUUGCGUCCCCCAACCUUUACAGUUCGUAUGACAGUUUCAAGCGGAACCUAUGUGAGGUCGAUCGUCAAUGAUAUUGGAUUAGCGCUUGGCUGCGGUGCCCAUGUCGUUAAAUUGACUAGAACAAGGCAGGGAGAGUUUAGUCUCUACGGUGAUGAGAAGGCUUUGAGCACGGCGUCUGCCUCUGCCCCGGCUGAGGGCGAAGAAGCUAGUGUGAAUGAGGACAGACGGGAAGCCCCGGGUCCUUCUGGUGGCAGUAUUCCUUGGACAGUCUGGGAACGUGCUCUUGCUGAGAGGGAUGAGAUGAUUAAACGGGAAAAGCUGGAGAAGGAAGAAGCUAUCAUGGCCGGGAUGAGUGCAGAGGAAAUCCAUCAAGUCUAUAAUCCUGAGGCUAUCAAGCAGAGAAGGUGGGAAGGAGGGUGGAAAGAAUGGGAAGUAGAGGUGCUGAAGCGGUUCAAGCCUGUGCCUGUACCCAUCAACGGAGGUCAUGGAUUUAGAAUUUAACUGUAAUUCUAUGUAUCAUCAUG